GUUUGCUCCGCGGCGCAAAGCGGGGUUUGUUGCAUGUACCUGCUCGUUAUCUCAAAGGUCGUGCCAAAGAUUUGCGCGCGCACGAAUUCGGCCAUGAUGGACGGCGGUGGAGGGUCGCCGCGUAGGGGGAAUGAAGAUGCAGAGUGCGGUGGGAGGUUGUUGUGGUGAGGUUGCCGGUUUGCGAUACAGCGGAGUGGGCGAGGUGAGCGCGGCAGGUAAUUGGGUCGGGGAUUGGGACCGUAGACCUAGUCGAGUUCAAAGAGGCAACACCAGACGGUCCAGAAGAACCACAACAGGGUCUGCAGGCGGGCUGACCGAGCGAGCGUGGUGCAGCAGGUCCUUUGGCGGGGUGGACGCGUCCGGAGGGGCAGCAGCGCGCGCCGAGUGAAGAAAUGGAGGGAUGAGGCACGGGUUCGCGGUCGCGGGACAAGAAGACGAUCACUGCCAGGAGCGGGGAGAUACAAACACAGCUGUUAUGGAGAUGCGGAGGGUGAAGGAAAGCGAGGAAGAAGGAAAUCGAGGGGCACGCCAGUAUGGACGGCCACAGCCAGCGCCCGUGCCCGUGGCCGGGUUAGCAGGUUUCGCACAGAGGCUGGCUCGAUCGAUUUCAGGCGACGUCAUCGACGAUUUUCCCAUCAACGCUGCCCGUUUGCCGUGCAUGUCCGUACUUUCCCAUGGGAGUCCUUACACAACACUAAUAACCCUCUUACUCGGUAUAGCCUACGCGUACCUCGCUGGUGCUCUUGCUUCCUCUUCUUCUUUUUCCGUGCUCUGCGCUGGCAUUGUCUCGACAUGUCUCUCAUGCCGUAUGGGCUCGUGCACGUUGCGAGCAGCAAGUGGAUAUUCCCCGGGACAACGACGGUUCUGUUCACACAUUGAAAAGCCAAACUGCGCAUGGCGGAAUUGGCCGACAACGUCCUCACCACCGUCUACAGACUCGCGACGCCCAGUACUGCAACUUGUAUCGCUGACCAACGCCUGCCCCAUAGCUUCCAAGCUACACUGCGCAUGCGAGCUUCCCGCGGAGCUGUAGCCAAUGCUGGUCGCAGCACUCUACAUCAGCAGUUAGAUGGACAUUACGCAGCUAUGGAUACAAUCACUCGGCGACAUCCAGUGCGAAUCUUCCUAGACAACGCGCUGCAAACGUG
Paraphaeosphaeria sporulosa is the source of this 1148-nucleotide messenger RNA. RefSeq lists its product as uncharacterized. The record is from RefSeq and is a predicted model, not a curated record. Lineage: Eukaryota; Fungi; Ascomycota; Dothideomycetes; Pleosporales; Didymosphaeriaceae. The coding region runs from base 401 to 1033 and encodes 210 amino acids. The transcript has a single exon.